Molecule: messenger RNA, 237 nt
Organism: Anthostomella pinea
Lineage: Eukaryota; Fungi; Ascomycota; Sordariomycetes; Xylariales; Xylariaceae
Source: the annotation of a GenBank genome assembly
AUGGUCAACAUGAUGUGCGGGGACACACGCUUCGCCAGUGCGGCGACUAUGAAAAGGGGCUCACAGGCCGUGCGACAGAACCCAAAGCUUUUCACAGAAUUGGACGACCACAAGCACGAUUUGAUUUCUCGCAAUGACGUCGAGACCUGGUGGUAUCAUGUCUCAGAGGCAGACAAUAGGGAGGCGGAGGCGCUUGCGCGAUCGGUCAUUCCGAAAGCAUACGUCAACGAGGACUGA